Messenger RNA from Daldinia childiae, 435 nucleotides. Its product is annotated as Thioredoxin. The coding region runs from base 1 to 435 and encodes 144 amino acids. NCBI's taxonomy places the organism in Eukaryota, Fungi, Ascomycota, Sordariomycetes, Xylariales, Hypoxylaceae. The record is from RefSeq and is a predicted model, not a curated record. The transcript has 3 exons.
AUGUCAAGAAACUUAUUCCGAACAGCCCAGUCUACUUUUAGGCAAUCUUUUUACAGACCAUCGCAUAUUUCAUCCUUCAGACAGUUUAAUACUACGUCGCCCAGAAUGACUGUACACAACUACCAGACCGCCGACUCCUUCAAGGAGGCCGUCAAGAACAACAAGAUCGUCCUGCUCGACUGCUUCGCCACCUGGUGCGGUCCUUGCAAGGCCAUUGCUCCCAUCCUAGUGAACCACUCGAACGAGGAGCAGUUCAAAGACAUCCAUUUCGCCAAGAUCGACGUCGACGAUCUGCCCGACCUAGCCCAGGAGCUUGGAGUCACCGCCAUGCCCACCUUCCUUCUCUUCAAGGACGGCGAGAUAGAGCCUGCUGAGAAGCUCGUCGGCGCGAACCCCAACGCGCUCGUCUCGCUUCUCAGAAAGAACAUCAUUUAA